GAAGUGAGGAGGAAGCACAUUCGCCUGCACAUGGAAAGCACGCUGACCGCCCGGGACAAGGUCGGGGUGCAGGAUUUUGUGCUGUUGGAUGCCUACACCAGCGAACCUGCUUUUCUGGACAAUCUUCGAAAGCGUUUCAGCGAGAACCUCAUCUAUACCUAUAUUGGGACUCUCCUUGUAUCUGUGAAUCCGUACCAGGAGCUUGGAAUCUACACUAUGAGCCAGAUGGAACUUUAUCAAGGGGUCAAUUUCUUUGAACUGCCACCACAUGUCUACGCCAUAGCUGACAACGCUUACCGCAUGAUGUGCUCUGAGCUAACUAACCACUUCAUCCUCAUUUCUGGAGAGAGCGGGGCAGGGAAAACGGAGGCCUCCAAGAAGAUUCUCCAGUAUUUUGCCGUGACCUGCCCAAUGACCGAGUCACUACAAAUAGCCCGUGACAGACUGCUGCUCUCCAAUCCAGUGUUGGAGGCUUUUGGAAAUGCCAAAACACUCCGGAAUGACAACUCCAGCAGAUUUGGAAAAUACAUGGACAUCCAGUUUGACUAUAAGGGCAUUCCCGUAGGCGGGCAUAUCAUCAGUUACCUGAUAGAAAAGUCUCGAGUCGUCUAUCAAAACCAGGGCGAGAGGAACUUCCACAUCUUCUACCAGCUGCUGGAGGGAGGCGAAGAGGAACUCCUUGCUUACCUUGGACUUGAGCGGGACCCCCAGCUGUAUAAAUACCUCUCACAGGGUCAUUGUGCCAAAGAGUCGUCUAUUAAUGACAAGAACGACUGGAAAACUGUUUCCAGUGCCUUUUCUGUCAUCGAUUUUACUGAAGAUGACCUCGAGAAUCUCUUUGGAAUUCUUGCCAGCGUCCUACACCUGGGGAACGUUUGUUUUGAAGAGAACCACCAAGGCUGUGCCACGAUCCCAGACACGCACGAGAUCAAAUGGAUCGCCAAGCUCCUGGGGGUCCACCCAUCCAUCCUUCUGGAAGCUCUCACCCAUAGAAAGAUUGAAGCCAAAACUGAAGAGGUAAUAUGCCCACUGACUCUGGAACUCUCUGUCUACGCUAGAGACGCAAUGGCAAAGGCCAUUUAUGGACGAACAUUUACUUGGCUAGUCAACAAAAUCAAUUCCUCCUUAGAGAACAAGGAUUUCACCAAGAAGACUGUGAUUGGAUUGCUGGAUAUCUAUGGGUUUGAGGUCUUCGACAAGAAUGGUUUCGAACAGUUCUGCAUCAAUUACUGCAAUGAGAAACUCCAGCAACUGUUAAUUGAGAGAACCCUUAAGGCGGAACAGGCAGAAUACGAAAUGGAAGGCAUAGAGUGGGAGCCCAUUCAGUAUUUCAACAACAAGAUCAUCUGUGAUUUGGUGGACGAGAGACACAAAGGGAUCAUUUCCAUUCUGGAUGAAGAAUGUAUCCGUCCCGGUCCCGCUACGGACUUGAGUUUCCUGGAGAAACUGGAAGAGAAAGUAGGCCAGCAUGCACACUUCCAGACCCGGAAGCUGGCGGGGCCAAAGGGCCGAAAGAGGAUUGGCUGGAUGGAGUUUCGGCUCUCUCACUACGCAGGAGAGGUCACGUACUGCACCAAAGGCUUCUUGGAAAAGAACAAUGAUCUCCUCUACAGACAUCUGAAAGAAGUGCUCUGCAGUUCCAAAAAUCGCAUCCUGAAGGAAUGCUUCCUGGUGGCUGAGUUAGAAAACCGAAGAAGGCCACCAACGGUGGGGACUCAGUUUAAAAACAGCCUGAGCAGCCUUCUGGAAAUCCUCAUCUCUAAGGAACCUUCAUACAUCCGUUGCAUCAAGCCCAAUGAGAGGAAAGAACCCAGCAAGUUUGAUGACUUGCUCAUAAGGCAUCAGAUCAAGUACCUGGGGCUGAUGGAGCACCUGCGGGUGAGACGGGCUGGCUUUGCACACCGGCGGAAAUAUGAGCAUUUCUUGCAAAGGUACAAGUCCUUGUGCCCAGACACCUGGCCACACUGGCACGGGCCUCCAGCAGAGGGCGUAGAACGGCUGAUCCAGUACAUCGGCUACACGCCCGAGGAGUACAAGUUAGGGAGGUAAGUGGCCAAGAAAUCCCCAUUGAAAAGGUUUGUGCAUUGACCUGUAUGUGUCUAGAGCCUGGAGAUGAAUUUUUAAAGGAAUUUACAUAGAUUGACAAGCGGAUACCUCCAUCCACUCAAGUUAAAUGCAGCUCUGUGAAGAAAACACUGUGUGUACCUGCUCACCUUGCUUUGCUCACACAGAAUAUUACACAACGUUUCUGAAAGUAGCUGAGUGUCCACAGUUGAGCUCCGUUCUGACACUGUCUACCUAGGUAGUGUCCAAUGCCCAAGUUAAGGACUCAGCCUUGCCAGACUGUCUACCCCCGCCCCCCACUUCAGAUGCCAGUUACAAGUCCCACUGGUCACCUGUGCUUCUGACCACUGACUGGCUAGCUAUUGGAGGUUCCCAGGACCCCCUCUUUGGGUUCAAUCGAUUGGCCAGAGUGGCUCAGAAAACUCAGAAAAAAAUUUUUACUUGGGUCCCUGAGUGGCUCGGUCGGUGGAGCCAUCAGCUCAGGACAUGGUCUCGCAGUUCAGGAGUUCGAGCCCCGCAUCAGGCUCACUGCUGUCAGUGAAGAACCUGCUUCAGAACUUCUGUUCCCCUCACUCUGCCCC
Messenger RNA from Herpailurus yagouaroundi (jaguarundi), 2645 nucleotides. RefSeq names its product myosin IH (gene MYO1H). Gene Ontology annotation, cellular component: actin cytoskeleton; cytoplasm; myosin complex. The coding region runs from base 31 to 2049 and encodes 672 amino acids. NCBI's taxonomy places the organism in Eukaryota, Metazoa, Chordata, Mammalia, Carnivora, Felidae. Gene Ontology annotation, biological process: actin filament organization; actin filament-based movement; endocytosis. Gene Ontology annotation, molecular function: ATP binding; microfilament motor activity; actin filament binding. The record is from RefSeq and is a predicted model, not a curated record. The transcript is spliced from 19 exons.